Messenger RNA from Striga asiatica, 318 nucleotides. Lineage: Eukaryota; Viridiplantae; Streptophyta; Magnoliopsida; Lamiales; Orobanchaceae. The record is from the annotation of a GenBank genome assembly.
GUAUUAUGGGACUGGAAUGCUAAAGGGGAUUUUACUGUGGCCUCAACUUACAACAGACUGAGGAUUUGGGAGAAGUCACCAGUCACUUGGGAUGGCAUACUCCAGGAGACUAUCGAUUUCAAAGGUUGGUGGAACUCACUGUGCCUAAUGAAGAAAAGCCCUUCAACUGAUGACAGACUCCAACUUACCUCGUAUCUGUUAUGGGAAAUUUGGAAAGCUCGUAACCAAUGUGUUUUUGAGAAGGUCAAUCGACCGGCAAAGGCAGUGGUGCAAUACGCUUUGAAUGGCUGGCUGGAAUUUUCAGGCAAAGGAUCAAAC